CUUCCGGUGAAUGCGACUUCAAGCAGCUGAUCAUCCACAGAAGCCAUGGCGGAGAGAGGAGCAGAAGGAUCCGCUAAAGCUGCACUAACAGCGGCAGAGAGAGAGCUCCUCCGCCGCCGACAGGAGCUCGACUACUUGAAGAGAAGCGCAGCGCGGCUCCGCAGCAGGAACCUGCUGACCGGCCUGGGCAUCGGAGCGUUUGUGGUCGGCAUGUUUAGCUACACCAUCCUGUCCGUCAAACAGGAGAGAAUCAUGGAGGAGCUGGAUGAUGAAGCCAAGGUCCACAUCCUCAGAGGGCCACGGACCGGUGCCAACUCCUGAUGACGCUGACUAUGAACUGUCCUGGACUUGCUGUUCCCUGCAGGGCCCUCAUGGGGGCGGUGGGGCCUUGCGUGUGGCAUCCAUAGACUGUAUGGUGACAUCACACUGGCAUGUGGCAUGUGAUGACUCACACUUACAUAAUAGUGUUUCCAUUGCUUCUUUUCUGUUUAUAAAUACAUAAAUUAUAUUGUUUGAA
Molecule: messenger RNA, 517 nt
Organism: Sebastes umbrosus (honeycomb rockfish)
Lineage: Eukaryota; Metazoa; Chordata; Actinopteri; Perciformes; Sebastidae
Product: cytochrome c oxidase assembly factor 3 homolog, mitochondrial
Exons: 2
Coding region: 46-321 (91 amino acids)
Biological process (GO): mitochondrial respiratory chain complex IV assembly
Cellular component (GO): mitochondrial inner membrane
Source: RefSeq, a predicted model, not a curated record